Molecule: messenger RNA, 2664 nt
Organism: Panicum hallii
Lineage: Eukaryota; Viridiplantae; Streptophyta; Magnoliopsida; Poales; Poaceae
Product: gamma-tubulin complex component 4
Exons: 16
Coding region: 60-2315 (751 amino acids)
Biological process (GO): meiotic cell cycle; cytoplasmic microtubule organization; microtubule nucleation
Cellular component (GO): centrosome; gamma-tubulin complex; equatorial microtubule organizing center
Molecular function (GO): microtubule minus-end binding; gamma-tubulin binding
Source: RefSeq, a predicted model, not a curated record
UCGCCAUCUCGUGGAAACCCUAGUGAAACCCCCCGCCUUGGCGGGGCCAAGCCGCCGCGAUGCUGCACGAGCUCCUCCUCGCGCUGCUCGGCUUCACCGGCGACUUCGUCCUCGACGCCUCCCCCGCGCGCCGCCGCGCCGCGACACAGGAUGCCGCGGCCGGCGGCGGGGACGGAGACGGCGAGGUGGGCCCCGCCUUCCGCCUCGCGCCGGACCUCACCUUCCUCCAGCCCUCCGAGAGGAGUGCUAUUGAAAGGCUCAUAUCCCUGGGAUUUUACUAUAAAGAACUGAACCGCUUUGCAACUGAGUCUCGUGAUCUGAGCUGGGUCCAGUCUUCUGUAGAGGUUUCAUCACCUCAUGCUGAUAAAACUCAGAAGGGAAAAGUGAGAAAAGGGAGUGUGUAUAGGAGGGCAAUUGCCAAUGGUAUUACGGAGAUUCUGUCAGUCUACAGAUCAGCUGUCCUACAGGUUGAGCAAAACCUGUUGUCAGAUCCAUUGCCUAUCCUCGCGACGGUAACUCACGGUCUGAAUAAGUUUGAGGUUCUUCUCCCUCCACUUUAUGAGCUUGUUAUGGAAAUAGAGCAGAAAGAUAUCAGGGGUGGACAACUACUUAACCUUUUGCAUAAACGAUGCCAUUGUGGGGUUCCAGAACUGCAAAGCUGCAUUCAGAGGCUACUUUGGCAUGGACACCAGGUCAUGUUCAACCAGCUGACAUCCUGGAUGGUUUAUGGGAUUCUUCAAGAUCAGUACAGUGAAUUUUUCAUUAGAAGACAAGAUGACAGGGAUGGGGAGAAUGACUCAUCUCAGCGAGAUUUUCCUGAUAAGUUUAUGCAGAAAUUAGCUAAAGACACAUCCCUGGCUAGUUGGCAUACAGGAUUUCAUGUAUCAUUGGACAUGUUGCCUGAGUAUAUCCACAUGCGAGUUGCAGAGUCCAUUCUCUUCGCUGGCAAAGCAAUAAGGGUUCUUCGAAAUCCGAGUCCUGGUGCUACAUUGCAGGAACAUGUUAACCAAGGCCAGAACCCUAAAGGAUCUCAUAGAAUGCAAAGCUUUACCGGAGGUUCUGGUGCUCCAAAAGACCUGCCAAAUUUCUCUAACAUCAGCACAGAAGAACUGUUGCCACUAGCUGAAGCUGAUAAAAUUGAUGCUAUGCUCAAGGAGCUAAAGCAUUCUUCUGAGUUCCACAAACGGCUUUUUGAGUCUGCUGUCGGGUCAAUACGUACAAUUGCUGCUAAUCAUCUCUGGCAGCUAGUGGUGGUACGUGCUGAUCUGAAUGGUCAUUUGAAGGCAUUGAAAGAUUAUUUUCUUUUAGCAAAAGGUGACUUUUUCCAGUGUUUUCUAGAGGAAAGCCGCCAAUUAAUGCGUCUACCACCACGUCAAUCUACAGCUGAAGCAGAUCUCAUGAUCCCAUUUCAGUUGGCUGCACUGAAGACUAUAGGUGACGAAGACAAGUAUUUCACCAGAGUCUCAUUAAGGAUGUUAUCGUAUGGUAUGAAAAGUAGUACAUCACAGAAAGAUCUCCAAAAGUCUAAUGCUUCGGAGCUUUCUUCGCAAGGAAAAGCUGCAUCAGAAUUGGCACUUGAUGGAUGGGAUAGUAUUGCUCUGGAAUAUUCUGUUGACUGGCCACUGCAGCUCUUCUUCACUCCUGAUGUUCUGUCAAAGUAUCGCAAGGUUUUCCAGUACCUCAUCCGAUUGAAGAGGACACAAAUGGAGCUGGAGAAAUCCUGGGCAGCAGUAAUGCAUAAAGAUCAUGCUGAUUUUUCUGAUUAUUGCAAGGAUCGGAAAAAUGGAUCUGCAACACAACUGCGUCGGCAACGCUCUAAGCCUUUGUGGCGAGUAAGGGAGCACAUGGCUUUCUUGAUCAGAAACCUACAGUUUUACAUCCAGGUUGAUGUAAUAGAGUCCCAGUGGAAUGUUUUACAAUCUCACGUGCAAGAUUCACAUGAUUUCACAGAGCUAGUGAGCUUUCAUCAAGAGUACUUGUCAGCACUGGUUUCACAAUCAUUCUUGGAUAUUGGAUCCGUCUCUAGAAUACUCGACAGCAUAAUGAAGCUAUGCUUGCAGUUUUGCUGGAGUAUUGAGCAAUAUGAAACCCGCCCAAACAUAUCUGAGAUUGAUCACAUAACUGAGGAAUUCAACAAGAAAUCAAAUUCGCUGUACACUAUCUUGAGGAGCAGCCGCCUCGCGGGUAGCCAAAGAGCACCUUUCCUGAGGCAAUUCCUGAUGAGACUUAAUUUCAACUCAUUCUUCGAGACCACUGCUAGGGGAGUGAUGAACUCUGGCAGGCUGCGCCCAAGCACCGCAGGCGCCCAGCUGUAACGAUGACUAUCGACGUGCGACUUCAUCCCUUGAGGUUCACACAGAGAUGCUGGCACGGUGCUACUGCUGGCUGGCAUGGCGCCCGUGUGAAGCAUGAGAGGAGUUUGUAGUUUGUGUAGAUCACGAUAGCGUGCAGGUUCUGUCCUGGAAAGUGGAGUAUAGGCGGAUUUAUGCUUGUCGUGCUGUUGUGUUGUGCGCGUCUUGCCUUGUGUAUAUUUUCCAUGUUUUCGUUUGAUGAUGCUAUCCGGUUCUUGGGGCCUUAAUUGUCUGGCUGCAACCCGCAGGCUUGUUCACAGUACAUUUUUCAUCUGGAGUGCCGACAAACUGAAACACAAGUACAAAUUCUCUC